GGGAGCGCGGCGGCCGCGAUGGCGGAGGAGUGGCUGGGGCAGGAGGCAGCUGGGACCGGCAGCGACGGCGAGGAUGAGGGGCAGGAGGACGGCGAGCGGCGGCACCGGCAGCUGCUGGAGGCGGUCAGGUCCCUGUCCGGACGGAAGCGGCGGCUGCUGGCAGAGCGCACGGAGCCGAGCACUCAGGUGUCAGAGUUCAAUGUCAGCUCCAAAGGUGCCGGGGAGAAGCUGGUUCUGUCCGAGCUCCUGCAGCCCAUCCGCCCCAAGUCUGCCCUGGGCAGGGUGAGGAAGGAGCUGAACAGGGUGAAGCAGAAGAAGGCAGUGGAGCUGCCCCUCAGCAAGGAGGAAGCCCAGCGGGUGGUGCGGGAAGCUGCCUACGUGGGCACCUCGAAGGAGGUGGGGAGGUGGCAGGAGGUGGUGCUGCAGCACCGCCGGGCAGAGCAGAUGGUGUUCCCCCUGCAGCAGGACAUCCCCACGGUUGUGCCCCUGGAGCAAACAGCCUCAGCCUGGAAGGCCCGGACUCCCCUGGAGCAGGAGAUCUUUGGGCUGCUCCACCAGACCCAGCAGCCCACCACAGACCCUCUCCUGACGCCGCAGGAGGUGGCCUCGCUGCAGGCCAUGAGCUUGGAGGAGGCCCGGCGGCGCAGGGCAGAGCUGCAGAGGGCCCGGGCCCUGCAGUCCUACUAUGAAGCCAAAGCUCGGCGGGAGAAGAGGAUCAAGAGCAAGAAGUACCACCGUGUGCUGAAGAGAAGCAGGAGGCGCCAGGCCCUGAAGGAGUUUGAGCUGCUCCAAAAGUCAGACCCCGAGGCUGCCUUGGCCAGGCUGGAGGAGCUGGAGCAGCUCAGGAUGCAGGAGCGGAUGAGCCUGAAGCACCAGAACAAGGGCAAAUGGGCCCGUUCCAGGGCCAUUGUGGCCAAGUAUGACCUGGAGGCCCGCAAGGCCAUGCAGGAGCAGCUGGCCAAGAACAAGGAGCUGACACAGAAAGUUCAUGUGGAGCUGCCCCAGGAGGAGCCAGGGGACCCUCCUGGGGAGGACCUCACACCGGUGACUGUCCCCACUGUCCCCUCGGGUGCUGGCACAGCCAACCCCUGGAUGCUGGGGCAGCCCAGCCACCCAGCUGAGGGGCAGGAGGGGCUGGGGGAGGCCAUGGUGCCUGGUGCUAUGGAAACCAAGGAGGAAGAGGAGGAAGAAGAAGAGAUGUCAGAGGAGGAAGCUCUGCUACAGGACUUCACGCAGAGGCGGGAGGCACGGCAGCGGCGGGCAGGGAGCCCCGAGGGACCAGGUGCUGAUGAGGCAGAAGCAGUUUCUGAGCUGGCAGGGGACAGCCUCGUGCCCCCUGUCCCUGCCAAGGAGCUGACGAGUGCAGGGGUGGAGCAGUCCUCCCGGGCACAGGAGCAGAUCCUGCUGUCAGGACAGCUGAGCCGGGUGCAGACCGUGGAGGACAUGGAGGCUCUGGCAUCGGAGGAGCGUGUGGAGGAGCAGGAGCAGCAGGAGAAGCGUGUGGAGGAGCAGGAGCAGCAGGAGAAGCGUGUGGAGGAGGAGCCUGGGGAGCAGCAGGAGAAGGCAGCGGCCAGGGGAACAAAGCGGCGAGUGCAGCAGCAGGAGGCGGGCAGAGCUGGGGGCAGACCUGCCAAGAAGCCACCAGCCAAGAGGAAGAUGAUCAGCCUGGAGGCUGUGAUGUCGGGGAAGCUCCAGGAGCUCCAGUCCCCCGUCCUCCCCGUGGUGGUGGAGGAGGAGGAGGGUGGCAUCGACCAGAGAGGGGUGAUCACUGAGGCCUUUGCUGGGGAUGACGUGGUGGCUGAUUUCCAACGGGAGAAGCUCAAGGCAGAGCAGGCUGGGAAGCCACAGCCCCUCAACCUGGUGCUGCCGGGCUGGGGCGAGUGGGGGGGGACGGGGCUGAAGCCCAGCGCCAAGAAGGUGAAACGGUUCCUUCUCAAGCCACCCCCCGCCCCUCCCCGCAAGGACCGUCACCUGCCCAACGUCAUCCUCAGUGAGAAGCGCAACAUCCACGCAGCAGCACAUCAGGUCAGCGAGCUGCCCUUCCCCUUCGAGAGGCACCAGCACUUCGAGCAGAGCAUCUGCACCCCCCUGGGCACCACCUGGAACACACAGCGUGCCUUCCAGAAGCUGACUGCCCCCCGUGUCAUCACCCGAGCAGGACACAUCAUCCAGCCCAUCUCUGCAGAGGAUGUCCCCGACAUGGCCACCACGAGGGGGGGGGGGACAACAGGGCUGGAGGCUCUGCCCAAGAAGCUGGAGCAGCCCCGGCGCCGCCCCCGCAGGAGGCUCCGUGCCCAGCACCUCCCACUGGUCCCCACACAAUAAACCUCCAGGGCUGCUCUGUCCCUGUGGUCCCUCUGGCUCGGGAAGGGGGAGCUGGUGUCCUUCAGGCUGCCCCUGGUCCCUGGGUGGGACAGAAGGACUUGGAGGGGUGCAAUGGGACU
Calypte anna (Anna's hummingbird) is the source of this 2444-nucleotide messenger RNA. It is a transcript of the gene UTP14A, whose product is annotated as UTP14A small subunit processome component. The record is from RefSeq and is a predicted model, not a curated record. Gene Ontology annotation, biological process: rRNA processing. Gene Ontology annotation, cellular component: small-subunit processome; nucleolus. Lineage: Eukaryota; Metazoa; Chordata; Aves; Apodiformes; Trochilidae.